AUGGCUCCCACAUCAUUGCCCCAGCCAAGCAAGGCGGGCAAGAAGCCCACUCGAGAGCAGCAACGUAAGAAGGCCGACAAGAAGGCCUCCAAGGUUCGAAGAGUUCAGCUCGAUGCCAGUGGAAGUCAGGCUAGCGCAAAGCAAAAGACACUCAAACAGAUCAACAAGAAUGCCGAAAAGGUCUCCACUCGCUUCCGGUAUGCUUCCUUCAAUCAGCGUCUUCAGGACGUUCACCUCGCACCAGCUGCCGUUAGCGCAAGUACCAGCUAUCGACCCUACUCCGGCCUCGACGCACCACUUGCAUCUUCAUCCAGUGCCACGACAUCGCGCAUACCCGUCCAGGAGGACUUUCAAGGUGAAGAACAGCUGUUGGACGACGAGGAAGACGAGAAAGACGAGGAUGCUUCUUCUUCACUCCAUGCAAGGACGUCCUUCUCACACGCCUUGCAAGCGUGGACUGAUCUCAACCUUUCAAACGCUUUUCACCACCUUUACCGCCAGCUCAACCCUAUCACACAGUCCCUGCCACAGCUCAUCCACCAUCGUACCAACAUCUCCAGCAUCCUUGCAACGACUCUUUCGUCACCGAGUCAGUGGCUGGCAUGGGACGCCGCUCUUGACCUCCUUCCCAGACUCGCCAAAGACCUUGGAUCCGAGUUCUUGCCAAUCUAUCCACCCAUGCUGAAAAGCGCUGUGCAUACCACCACAACAACCAAGGACACCACCAACGGCGACGAGCGCGCAGCCGCCAACCUCGUCGAGCGCGGCUUCCAGUCAGCUGCAUGGAUCCUCAAAGCCGUCAGCCCGUUCAUUGUCAGCAAGGAGAUCGCCUCGAGGUCUGGAAAUGAUGCCCUCCUGGAUGAGGAACAAGAUGGAGCUGUAGCGGAACAGGUCGAUGUAGAGAUGCAGGACGAAGAAGCAGAAGCAGAACAAGUCGACGAAAGGACACGACGCCUGGUAGAGACUUGGAAUGUCAUUCGCCCGUACUUGGGCUGGAAGCGCAUUGACGCAAAGGAAGCGAGACACAAGGUUCCCUCCUCCCAUGCGGAGGACAGCGACGAUGAGGAUGCGGAAGAAGGCGAUGAGAACGAGGAAGUAAAGCAGCUAGAAAGCGAGAAGAGCACUGCAGCCACCGACGCUGCAGCCGCUGCAUUUGUCAAUAACAACGUUCAGCGUAUCUCGCCCUUCACACGCCGAUUCGCCUCUGAAGCCUUUGCACAUCUCCUUCGCAAGACGCGUGGCCGUCAGCUCCAGAGCAUGACCUCGCUCAUCCUUUCCGAUCUCGAGACAAUGCUGCUCGACGAGGAUCGCCACGUUCGCUACCGUCGUCAGCCUUCCCGUCGACCAUCCGUGCGCUUCUCAAGAGGUAUUGCCGGUAUUUGGGUUGAAGGAUGCAAGUCGCUUGACCGACGUCUCCAUUCCAAGUGCAUUUCUUUGCUCAGCGUUCUACUCAAGCCGACUCGCACAGCGCCCAACUCGUCCGUUGCCAACUAUCGUCAUCUUACGCGUCUUGUUCUCGGUCGUCUCACAAUCACAGCCCUUGUCCACCACUGCAACGCUGUUCACUUUGCCCCCGUUCUCGAAUUCCUGUCCAGUCUCGUCGACGGCAACCAGUCACGCAUGACGACAAAGGCAAGCACCACUCUAGAUGUCGCUCACCUCACGGAGUCCGUCGAGUGGCUGGCUUGCGCUGUCGGUGUUAGGAAGGGUACUCGAGUCCACGACUCCGCCAAGCCAGCUCUUUUCGCUUUGCUCUUUCGCUUGUCACCCCUAUUCCUUCACGAGACCGUCCAAGCGUCCGGAGGUGCUGCGCUGCGCACUUCGCUCGUCUCGCUGCUUGCCCUCUCCAUCCCUAUUGGGAGAUUGCAGGAUCUACUUGGUCCAGGCAUCAAGCUCGUCGACUCAGUUGCACCUGUUCCAUUGGUCUCAAAAGCGAAAGACAGCCUCAAACAGCGUCAGGCUCUUUGGCCCGAGUUCAAUGGUCUUGUCGAAGCUCUUGCACAGCCAACGCUCGAGUGGAGCGGCUUCAAACAGUUUGUCCUUCCAGCGGUUCUCACCUCGACAGCAGAAACUGUCGCAUCAACAUCAACAUCUUCACACUGCAAGGAUCAGGCUUUCACGCUGCUCGAGCGACUCGAGCAGCUUGGUCAGCUCGACGAUCUUCGCAGUUCGCAUCCCAGCCCCUCGCUGAUCCGCUGGUCCAAGCACAUUGCUGCCGAGAUCGAAGGCCGAGUUGGAAAGCUCGUCUCGCUGUUCUGCAGCGCCACUUCAAAGGCAGGCAAAGGCAAAGCCAAGGACGCAAAGCCGAGCGUUCUGGCUGACCAAAAUGGCCUUGAGCCACUGAUCCCGGCCCUUCGCCUCUCGACUGUUCCCAAGACGGUGUCGGCGGCCAGCUUCAGCAGCCAGAUCGCACAGCUCCUCCUCGAAGGUCUUCUUUCGGACGCGCACUUUGCAUCACGAGAACAGAUGCGCGCAAGUUAUGACGAGCACAUUGUCAACCCAGCUCUGCUCGCCGGACUCGCCUUUGAGUCGCUUGCCAUCCUGCAGGAGAGGAGCUCAGAAAAGGAGUUCGAUGCCACCGCUCAGCAGCUUAAGGACAAUCUGUCUGUUGAGCGUGUCAUCCGAUGCGCGUCCUGGCACAGAGGCACACUCCGCGGCCUGAGCAAGUACCUCGCCUCUUGCCCAGCUCGUCAGCGACCUCAGCUUCCAAAGCUGGACGAGGUCUUGGAACCCCUGUCAGACGCAAUCAUGUCUUCUGACCAAGUCAUCCGUCUCGCCGCACUCGAGAUCAUAUCCAUGAUCGAAGCGAAAGAACUUCAAGGUCACGGCUUGUUCAUCGAGAAGCUCGUGGAGGUUGAGCGCACCCCACUUGGCGUGGCCACGAUCCGAGAUCGUAAUGUCCGCAUGCGCAGCGUCGGAAGAGACCUCGGCCGGGCUGCUGCCCUCUACAAGGCAGCUGAUGUACAACGUUUUGCCCCGCGGGACACUCUUGUCCUUCGUUACCUUGUUGCCAAUUUCAAGGUCAACUUGCGUCCAGUCUGGUCUGAGGCCAUCAACACCGUUUCCGACAUUGUUGGCUCUGGUCAGCGUGAGGCUGAGGAUGCUCUUUUCCGCAUCGCCAUUGCCGAGCUCGAGGCUGGUCGCCAGCUCUACGCUUCAGAGCUACGAUCUGUACCGGGCGUCUGGGCUCAGCGGAGUGGGAGCGAUGAGGACAGCGAGAUGGCAGCCGAGGCUGUGAGGUCGGACGAGGUAGAGCCCGAUCGUGUCUUGCGGGAUGAGAGCGACAUCGCAGGCGUCGACGACGACAAGCAGUUCCAGGAUGGCAUUCUCCUCGAGCGCCGCAAGGCUGUCAGAAGCUGUAUUGAGCAUGCUCGUAUCAGCUCGGGUCUCAAAGAGACCACUCACAGCACCGCGCUCACAACGACCCUUCAGGCCUGUAUCGAUGCACAGCAGCCGGACGCACGACUGGACCUCGUCAACUACCGUCACCAGAUCCUCAAACUCCUUGGUGAUGUGGCACCCAUCGUUGAGCGCAACAAUGCCCGCUUCGUCUACAUCUUCUUCCGUGAUGCAGGGCCGCGCAAUCUCGCAGGCGUGCUGCUGUCGCCCCUCGACGAUGAUGGCGAGGAAGACGAUGAAGCGGAGGACGAUGGUGCCGCAAGGCAGAAGAAGGCAGAAGAUCCAUCCGCAAUGAACCUUGGUAAAAAGGACCGUCAGGCACAGCUCAAUGCCUAUCUGGAAGUGCUCGGCAAGCUGAAGAACCCGAAGGCCCUUUCCCGCUCUGGAGAGCUGCACGACUACCUGCUCAGUCUUUGCGCCACGGCUGAGGUCUCUGUGCAAAAGCUUGCGCUCGAUGCGAUCUUGACAUGGAAGGAGGAGGCCGUCCUUCCCUAUGCUGCUAAGCUCAAGGAUCUGCUCGAGGCUGGCAACUUCAGAGACACGCUGACCACCUUCACGCUUUCCUCGGACUCCAACGUCGUUCAGCCGUACCAUCGUCCUGUGCUGAUGCCACUCGUCAUUCGCCUUCUGUUCGGUGCUUUGCUCUCGAGGCGCGGCAAUCGAACUAGCGGUGCAGGUCAACGAGCUCGACGUGGUGCUGUGCUCGUUGCACUGGCCGACGUAGGUUCGGAGGAGCUUGUCACCUUGGUCGACCUCAUGUUGGCUCCCUUUGGCGACCAAGCUCGUACCCCCGCGGAUACCGAUGGCAAGUUCGAAUUCGUCACCAAGGCACCUGUUGCCUCAACUCGCCGCCAGGUUGGUUACCUCACACUGCUUGGUGAAGUCGUCAAGCAGAUCGGUGCCAACCUCUUGCCAUACUGGGACCGCCUGAUCUCUGCUUCUCUCAACCUGACCUAUCACGCUCACCAUGCCGUCGUGCAGGUGCACACCGAGAGCAACGGAGCCGACUCGUCGGAAAGCACCACGAAGCCACUGACUGCCCGCACUUCACGAGCUCGGCUGGUGCGUCAGGCCGGCUACAAGCGUCUCUGCGACUUCUUUGGCAAGCCGCAAGCCGCUUCUGUCUUUCAGUGGACCAAGUAUCUGCCUGCCAUGUUCGCUGAGCUCAUCUCUCCGCGUCUGGACGCGUUGAAGGUUGAGUCGAGCCAGAGUCCGUCAGCGCUGCUCGAGCUCUUCCAUGUCUGGUCUGGCCAGACUGAAACCAUCCCGUUGCUCGGAACUUACGACCUGACAGUGCUACCAAGCAUCUUUGCGAUCCUUGCUGCGCCAUACGUCAAGUCAUCCGUCGUUGGAUCCGUGCUCGACAUUGCCGAGCGCGUCCUCGCUGCUGCACAUGCCGAGACAGAUGCGAUGGACGUCAGCUCCGAUGUCGACUACAGCAACGGCUCGAAGCUGCCCUUGGUAGAUCUGCUUGUGAGGCCACACGCCUCCGUAUUCCUCAACAGCGUCACUCCCUUGAUCGAGCAAGCUUCGUCUGCGGUUGGACCCGCAGCUACCGCCAUGGGACGAGACGAUCUGCUCCGUCGCCAGAUCUCGCUCCUCGCAGCUUUGUCGCCCUUCGUUACUGGUCCCAAGGAUGCAAGCCAUCUCGUCAAGCUGCUCAGCCCGAUGAUGCGCAAAUCCAACUUCCUCGUGCCCGAGCGCACCAAGACCGAGCUCCUGGCCAUCUUCGAGCGUCUCCUGUCGCUCAUCCCUGAGUUCCGGGACAAAAACUCAGAAAUGUUCAAGAGCAUGUUCGCCAUGUUCAGUGGUCUCUUCUCGCUUCUCCGCUCUGCCGAGGCCCGUAAGACGCUCAGUGCCGCUUUCAACCGCUGCGCUGAGGUGGACUCGGAGUUGAGCCGUGUCGCCAAGUGGUGCACGCAGCUCAAUGCGCUCAGCAAGCGAAGAGUCGAAGAGCGUGAUUUCGACCAGCUCUUUGCCGCCUUCGACUUGAUCAACGCCGAAGACGUGGUGGUCAAUGUAAGGGAAUGGCACCCGCUGGUACACAACUUCCUUUUCCUCAUCUUGGACCCGGAGGAGCUAUCGAUUCGCAGCAACGCAAAUGCUUCGCUCGUCAAGUUCAUCAAGCAGACUGCUGCCGAAUGCGACGCUGGCUCCAACACCGAGGCGGAGCUGAUGCAGCUGUUCAUGCAGGCUGUCUGGCCCGGGCUCAAGAAGGCAGUUCGCAACCGAUCUGAGUUGGUUCGAAGGGAUGUGCUUGCUGUCAUGUCUUCGGCUACCGAAAACUUGGCCAAGUGCGAAGUCAUGGCCGAGCUUUCUGGUCUGCUUGGCGCAGGCGAUGCCGAGGUCAACUUUUUCAACAACAUCCACCACAUCCAGCUGCACCGUCGCACUCGUGCCGUCAAGCGUUUGCCUGAACAGGCUGCCAAGGGUUGCAUGAAGAGUCGCACCAUCAGCGAUAUCCUUGCUCCUGUUCUGGGUCACUUCCUGAUGCCUGGCUGCGUUGAGACAAAUGAUCACAAUUUGAUCACUGAGGUCAUCACCAGUCUUGGACUUCUUGCUGGCCAGCUCACCUGGGGUCCAUACAACGCACUGUUGUGGCAGUACCUGAAGCUUGCCAACAAGAAAGGUCCGUCGGAGCGUGUCAUGGUGCGAACUGCUAUGGCCAUCUUGGACAACUUCCACUUUGGCAUGGAGGAAGAGACCAUCAUCGAGGAAUACGAUGACGAUGUCGAUGCGGAUGGUGCCAACGAUGGCGAAUUAGGACAAGAUGAAGAAGAGGCCAAGGCCUCGACUAAAGCACAGAAGGAAGGUAAGGAGGCUGAACGAGUCAAGAUCCUCGAUGCUGUCACUACUCGUUUGCUUCCUCGACUCAUGGCGUAUCUUGAGCAGAAGGAUGAGACCGAAGCUUCUACCAGAUUGCCUAUUGCCGUCGGUGUUGUUCGCGUCGCUCAGUGCCUUCCCGCCAAGCAACGUCAGGCACAGAUCUCUAAGCUUCUCAAGACACUUGCCAACGUCUUCCGUGCCAAAGCCCAGGACACCCGUGACUUGGCCCGCGAAACCGCCUGCAAAGUCAUGUCAACGCUUGGCGCGCGCUACUUGCCCGAAUUUCUGCGUGAGAUGCGCCGAUCUCUCAUGCGUGGCCCACAGAAGGCUGUUCUUGCUUUCACCGUCCACUCGGUCUUGACGCAUCUGAUGACGAGCAAGGACGAGCCAUUGAUGUCACUCGAUCAAGGAGCAAAGGAGAUCAUCGAGAUCGCUGUCGAAGACAUCUUUGGUGCCACUGCUGACGAUCGUGAGUCGAUCGGCAACAAGACCACCUACCGCGAGGUCAAGCACAGCAAGAGCAUGGAUACUUUCGAACAGGUCUCGCGUAUCGUUGUACCCAAUCGCAUGGCCGAAGUACUCCAGCCGUUGCGCGAUAUUCUGCAACAGACCGAGAUUCCGAAGGUCGUUCGCCAAGUGGAAGAGUGUCUGCGUCGCAUCUCUAGUGGUAUUCCCGCCAACCCGCAGUUUGACUCGAAUCGCUUCCUCUCACUCUGCGCCACCCUCAUCAGACGAGAUGCCGUCUUCCUGCAGGCCCGUAAGGCCGAGACCAAAGCGGCGUCCCGACACAAGUCGGCAACGCUGUACAACUAUGCUGUCUUCCUCAAGCGCAAGGAUGUCGAGGAAGGCGCUACUGCCGGCAAGGACCACUACUCGCGCAACGCCCACAAGUUUGUCGCGUUUGGUCUCGAGAUGCUCGUCACCUCGCUGCGCCGAGAGCGCUUUGAUUUCCAGGAUGAGGAGGUGCUAGCCAAGCUCAACGCCAUGGUCAACAUCGUCGGUGAAGCAGCCUACGCAAACGAGUCUUCAGUGCUGGAGUUGUCGCUGCGUGCCAUUGCUCAGAUCGUCAAGGUGCCUGUCUCACGUGUUGACAAGGCACUGCCCGUGUUCAUCAAGCAGAUCUUCGGCAUCAUCCAUCAGUACGGCUCGCCACAGUCGCAGAUCGUGCAGACCGCUUUCCGUACCCUCACUGCCAUUCUGCGCGAGUGCAAGCAAGCUUCUCUGUCCGAGACCCACCUCAGCGGUCUGCUCAAGCUCAUCGCACCCGAUCUCGAGGAGCCUGCGGUGCAAGGCACUUUGUUUGGUCUGCUCCGAGCCAUCGUCAGCCGCCGUCUGGUCGUUUCCGAAGUGUACGAUACCAUGGACAAGGUGGCUGAGAUGAUGGUCACCAACCAGAGCGACUCAGUUCGAGAUCUCUGCCGUUCGACCUACUUGCAAUUCUUGCUCGACUACCCGCAAGGCAAGCAGCGUCUGCGUAACCAGAUCGGGUUCCUUGCCAAGAACAUGGCAUAUGAACACGAAUCAGGGCGUCUGUCGGUCCUCGAAAUCACCGAUGCUAUCCUCAACAAGUUCGGCGACGAGCUCUUGCAGGAGUAUGCAGAAAUGCUCUUCGUCGCGCUCGCCAUGGUACUCGCCAACGACAGCAGCUCAAAGUGUCGCGAAAAGUCGGCUUCGCUAAUCAGAACGCUGUUGAAGGCAAUGACGAACGUCCAGCAGGACAAAACGGCGCUCAUGGUCGAUGCUUGGUCUCGUCAGGAGGCUAAGCCUGAGUUGGCACGCGUCGGAGUGCAGAUUUACGGUUUGCUGCUCGAAGCAUUGCCCAAUCGAGGCGCGGACUGGGCCGAAAAGGCGCUGGACGUCGUUACAAAGGUCCUGAUGGAUUGUGCAGACGAUCUCGAGUCGCUAGAGAACUCUGACGCCGGCGCAUUCGGAUUCGAAGGCAUCGAGCUCGAGUGGCAGUUGCCCUACCACUCGCUGCAGACCCUUGGUCGGAUCACAUCGAUCAUUGGUGCAGGUGAUGCAAAGGCCGCUGAAGCCAACAAUGCCGUACGAAGACUUCUUUUAUUCCCCCACAAAUGGGUCCGCAUCUCUUCGUCGCGCAUGCUCGGGGGGCUUUACGCACUUCGUGAGCCAUCCUCGCCUAACAUGGUUCCGAUCCAACAGGAUCCCGUUGCCAGUCUGCCCGCGCUUGUGGAUGCUGCCAAGAAGUCAUGCUUGCAGCUGCGAUCUGAUAAGCUUGAUGAUACGUUGGCAUUGCAAGUCGUCAAGAACUUAGUAUGGAUGGGUCGCUCGUUUGCGCUCUUCCCUGUGGACCGACCCGUUUUGGAGGAUGUUCCUGCUGAAGCUGAGAACGGAACAAAGAAGCGCUCUCACGAUGGAGAUGAGGAGGCUGAGGAUAAGACAGCGUCUGAUGACCAGGAAGACGACGAUGUUAGCGACGACGAGGAAGGAGAGGAAGAGGAAGAUGACGAAUCAAUGGUCGAAGGUGCCAAAGACCGUGAAGCAGCCAUGGACGCCCCAACCGCAAUUGCUAACGAUCCCUUGCGCUGGCUUGUCUCUCGUCUUUCCUUCCAAGCGCGUCUCUCUCUCGCUCAAUCCAAGCCGGAGAACUGGACCAUUGCACCUUCCUCCAUCCUGCGCUUCUUUGCCGCCCUUUCCGCCUCGCUUCCUUCCGAUCUCCUUCCCCAUCUACUUCCGCUCUUCCUUUCCCCAAUUAUCCGACUCGUCGAGUCUCCCUCCACCGCUCAAACUUCGCUGCAUGGUGGUGACGAGCUCAAGGCACUCGCUAUCGAGGUGCAAACCCACUUGCAGGGUCUGGUCGAUGUGAGCAAGUUCAACAAGGUCUACUCGACGCUGAAGAGGAGGCAGCAGGCGAAGCGGGAACAGAGGAAGACAGAGAGAUUGAUGAGGGGUAUUCAGAACCCAGAGUUGCAGGCGAAGAGGAACGAGAAGAGGAAUCAGAAAAAUCACAUGGCUAGGAAGAGGAGGAAUCAGGUCAACCUGGAGAAGAGAGAGGCUGGUGGAAGUGGAAAGACUAAGCGCGCUAGAAGGACGUAA
This is a messenger RNA of Ustilago hordei, 9282 nucleotides long. RefSeq names its product related to UTP20 ### component of the small-subunit processome. Gene Ontology annotation, cellular component: small-subunit processome; 90S preribosome; nucleolus. The record is from RefSeq and is a predicted model, not a curated record. NCBI's taxonomy places the organism in Eukaryota, Fungi, Basidiomycota, Ustilaginomycetes, Ustilaginales, Ustilaginaceae. The coding region runs from base 1 to 9282 and encodes 3093 amino acids. The transcript has a single exon.